AGCUUUGCCUAGCACGUCGGUCGUCCUUUGCACGAUGGCGGCCCACUAAUUAACUACCAGGUGACCUCUCGUCUACGCCAUUCAUUGUCCAUAAAACGAGUCCGAUGUCACUGCCCUCUGAGAUAGUGUUGGGAUUACCGCGGUGCGCCGACCAAAGUCAAACGUGUGAAAAUUUGUGUCGUCAAGAGUUUGCAAAACACCGGUAGUAUACUGCAGCUCGAUGCGCAGACCAUGCAAAGGUCGGUAGCACGCUUCCGCAUCGCACCUGCUCUAGUUUAUGGCUGCGCCGUCCGCGUCACCGCAAGACGCUUUUCUGCCGCCGUCCCACUCCCAGAGUCAUUCCCGGGUAUCGUCCGCGGUGACGUGCAUGAUUCCGGUUCAACACCUCAUAGCGUGUUGCGGGAACGAAAAUUCAACGCACUCGUAAACAGCCUCUCUCAAGAGACUCCAGACUCUUCCGAAGUUUGGGCUUGCUACGUCGAAUGCACCAACAACUUCGACCACCAUGAUCUCCCACUCGAAAUCCACCAAAAGGUUCUCCGUAAUUGCGUUCCCGAUCCUUCCGUCCUCCGUCCCACUGCUGCCAGUGGUAUGCGCGGCGGCGCACCUCCGCGUGCGCCUCACGUGUACGAAGCACGACUCAAGACAGUCAUUCGGAAUAUUCGUCUCAUGGGCGAGACACCCGCCUUGGAGGACUAUCACCACAUCCUGGCACAGUUUGCAGCAGUGGGACAUUAUACGGGCUCCAUGCAAGUUUACAGCGAACUAAAACACGUCCAUAAGCUCCAACCGACCGAUCGCACCGUGGCCCUCUGUCUGCGCUCGAUAGCACAUCGACUGUCGCUGCCAAUGUAUAAGACACAGCGACAGAGGAUCAUGAACGACGCGAUGAGCUCGUGUCGGAAGCUGCUAGAAGACUUCAAGUGUCUGGACAUACCCAUCACGUCUGUCGUGCUCGACCUCACCAUUCGCAUAUUGAAGGACACAGCCGACGAGGGGGUGUUCUCGCAGGUCAUGAAGAUGGGAUACGGCAUCGAUUUGGACAAUUUGGAUAGCAACAUCGCACCCUCGGAUAGUCAAACCAUCUUGCCAUUCUCCACUGCUGCGCUCAACACGACCCUCGACAUGCUCGGCCGCUUCGGAAACAUCUCUAGGCUCGUACAGGCAUUCGAGGUCCUCACGCAACCUCUCCCUCCCCAAGCAAGCCGUCUUUACUCCAUGGAGUUUGACGACGAAGACGAUUUUGGAGACGUCAAUCCUGCUUCCACCCAGCCUUACCACAGUCCACAUGCAUCGCCUAACACAACCACAUUUAACAUCUUGCUCAGACAUGUCGCCCGUGCUGGACAUACAACAUUUGCCAGACACUAUCUCUUACAGGCGUCACGGCUUGACCGCAUUUCGGACAGAUCGCUCCGGGCUCAACUGUAUUAUACGCCAGAAGAUGUGGUCCCUGUGCAACUCGCGAUCAACCGAGAAAUGAUUCUGUCUGUCCUUGGCUUGGCCAAUCGGAGUAGGGAUCUGACGUUGAUGAGGUUCGUCGGAGUGAUCACGCGUCGGGUGUAUAAGAGGAAAACACAAGAUAUCCACUAUUAUACCCACUUAGAAGAAUGGCUCCAGCACGAUUCCUCGCCUUCUCGCCCUUCGUCAUCGUUAAUGCCUUCGUUGGAUAGUUACUCAUCUGAUGCCCAUUCUUCCCCCUCUCCCUCCGAAAGUCCCGGUGACAAAUCUUCGUCAAACGAAUCAACCACUCCCCCAAAACGAUUCAAAAUGUCCACCCACCUUGCGGUACUCCAAAAGGAUCUGAACGAUGUAGCGACCUUCUAUGUAGACGAGUACCUUCCCGCAUAUGCCCGCAUGAGCCAGCGUAUCAAGGAGCGCCUCAGCCGGCGGGUCCGGAACGACAAGGACGUCUACCUCUCUACGAGGGGUCAACGAACUAAGGUGUUGGCAGAGAACUGGACAGAGAUAGUCAACUACAAAACGGACAAGGGCGAGGUGGCAAAUUCCCUUGGUACCGUCGACUCAGGGGGCAGGUCGGGUGCGAAGAGGCGAAUGGGCGGUAAUGGGUCUAGAGGACUUGCAACGAUCGCCGCGGUGGGAUGCAAUGAUUUUAUACCGCCAGUUCCCCCGCUAGGUUUUUUUGACCCUUCAUACCGUGAGAGCUGAACUCAGCUGGCACUCAAGAGCAGGCACGAGGGUCGGUAAGCCGUGCCCCGGCGGCGGGUGGGAAGGUUCGAGUAUUUUAUGUAUCAUUAAUGGACCGGAAUGCGUUGAGUUCCAGACCCUGACAUCACGGAUGCGAAUUUGCAACUGUCGUACAACCAGCAAGUCUACUGCAAUUUUCCCUGGUCGAUGGCACGGUCA
This is a messenger RNA of Pisolithus orientalis, 2367 nucleotides long. RefSeq lists its product as uncharacterized. Bases 232 to 2169 code for a protein of 645 amino acids. NCBI's taxonomy places the organism in Eukaryota, Fungi, Basidiomycota, Agaricomycetes, Boletales, Pisolithaceae. The transcript has 2 exons. The record is from RefSeq and is a predicted model, not a curated record.